This is a messenger RNA of Helianthus annuus (common sunflower), 1251 nucleotides long. RefSeq lists its product as uncharacterized. Gene Ontology annotation, molecular function: zinc ion binding. The transcript has a single exon. Bases 1 to 1251 code for a protein of 416 amino acids. The record is from RefSeq and is a predicted model, not a curated record. NCBI's taxonomy places the organism in Eukaryota, Viridiplantae, Streptophyta, Magnoliopsida, Asterales, Asteraceae.
AUGUCCGUCGAUGUUACGUAUACAAAGGCGUGGCGGGGUAGAAGAAAGGCAAUUGAGAGGAUAUAUGGAACUUGGGACAACAACUUUGCGGAGCUCCCGAAGUACGUGUUAUGGCUUCAGUCUCGAAACCCUGGUACGGUGGUUAACUGGUUUCAUCACCCACAUUCGGCUCCAGGACAUCCAACAUUCAAAUAUGUUUUUUGGGCCUUCGGUCCCUCUAUUAGUGCAUUCCGUCUAUGCCAGCCUGUAAUCUCCAUGGAUGGCACACACUUGAAAGGUCCGUACUGUGGAAAGUUGUUGGUUACGGUAACCAAAAACGCCAACAACUACAUAAUGCCAUUGGUGUACGCUCCGGUUGACGAAGAGACUGUCCAUAGUUGGUGUUGGUUUUUCCAAAAUUUGAAGGAACACGCCACCACAAACUGUACUAGUAAAAUAUGUGUUCUAUCAAACCGUCAUGCUGGAAUAAUUAAUGCCAUGGAGAACCUCGAAGAUUGGAAGGAACCGAAGGCGUACCAUCGUUAUUGUCUUCGACAUGUAAGAAGCAAUUUCAGUGGAAAGUAUAAGAGUAAAAGCCUUAGAAAGCUGUGUUGGAUGAUUGGGAGCACAAGUCAACCAUCGAAGUAUCGUUGGGCUGUGAGGGAAAUGCGGAUGCUAGAUCAGGCAACUUGGGACUAUCUGAACAACAUUGACAAACCUAAGUGGACUAUUGUUCAUGACCAUAUAAACAGGAGUUGGGGAAACCUAACGACGAACAUAUCCGAGUCUAUGAAUAAUGUCUUACGCGAAGCAAGACUGCUUCCUAUAAAAGCGUUAAUUCAUUAUACGUUUACCAAAGACGUAUCCGAGUAUGCCAGGCACUCGCACAUGGCCCAAACCUGCAACACCCCUCUACCCCCUCGCAUUUGGUCCAGGUUUAACAAACUGUAUUCGGUGGCAAUGCAACACGAAGUGUCCGUGUAUGAUGUCACAGAUGCUCGCUACUUAGUUGUUUCAAGGGACGAAGCGAACGAUCAUGGUGGUAAUGAGUACACUGUUGAAUACAUUCGUAGGUGGUGCUCAUGUGGGAAAUGGCAAAUGCUCAUAUUUCCUUGUUCUCACGCCAUUGCUGUUUGCUCAUGGAGGGGUGAGGAACCACACGAGGUUACGAAUUCAAAAUUCCACACUACUACCUAUCGGGAACAGCAUAGCGGGCAUUUUUACACGCUAGGCCCUAAGGAAGAGUGGGAAGAACCGCAGUGGAGAAUUUAA